GUGUGCUGCUUUAUUAUUGUAGUUUAUUUGAUGCUAGAUUGCGUUUGAUAUGAUUUUUAAAAUGUUAGUUGGCUGAUGAGAAAAUGCAAGAGAAAUAGAAAAUAAUUUAAAAAUGACUAAGAACUUAUAAAAUAAAGGAAACCUGUGUAUCUGUCUUUUGCUUUUGUGUCAACAAUAGCUCAGGGCGUUUGCUUUAAUUUCCUGGUGUAGUUCUAAAGAAUGUGGCCGCCUUUGAACGUAAGCGGUUGGCUGUCGUCCGACCGUGACGCCACACCUGGUUGGCGUACAGCCUCUGCUACUUGGAGUCGCCUGUUGAGCGUCGGGGACUAUAGGUCGAAAUACACGUGCAGAAUGCGGCAGUACUGGUUUAUAUGCAUGGGUUCCAAGGGGCGAGUCAUUUUUCAUUUCCGUGAGUGCCUUUUCUGACUUUCGGUGCGUUGUACUGUAAGUAUUAUCACGCCGUGACUGCAACUCGUUCACUAACUGUUAUCCAUCGAGCUGAGGACAACCGGCGGAGGGAGGAAAUGCGGAUUCAUUCGAAGAAGAAGAAUAUUGUUGUGGCAGUGCUGCUUGUCAUUGGGGGAUUAUACUUCAUUAACCAUUCGGACUUCCUUCUGGCUGUCUUUGCAAGGUCACCUGAAAUAGUUCUUAAUGAGUUAACAUGGCAAGCAGACAGACCGGUUAGUAUGGAGUCCUGGAUUGACCAGGCAGAUUAUCUGAGUUUCAAUGUGUCCUAUCAGCUGCUUGCUGGAGUGCUACCUACUCAACAGAAGUAUUUAUCUGUUGGAUUAUCCUCAGUAAAGAGGAAGAAGGGCAGCUAUCUGGUCCCCACAUUGAAAUCCAUCUUCUCCCAGUCGUCUCCUGAGGAGCACUCCUUCAUGGUGGUGGUAGUGCUGCUAGCAGAUUUCGACGUCAGCUGGAGAGUCGACACUGUGAAGGAGAUCAAAUCAGCUUUUGCCUCUGAGUUGGAAAAAGGCCACAUUUUGGUCAUCCAUGUUCCCCAGGACUGGUACCCUCCGAUUACAGGUCUGAAGAGGAAUUUCAACGAUGCUCCAGAAAGGGUGACGUUCCGCUCCAAGCAGAACCUGGAUUAUUCCUUCCUCAUCCACUACUGUGCAGGUCUUGGACGGUAUUACCUCCAGCUAGAGGAUGAUGUGUUCUCUGCAAAAAACUUCCUCACAACCAUUAAAAAGCGAGUUGAGGAGCAAGAAGGAAAGAAGUUCACCUGGGCAACGUUGGAAUUCUCUGCCCUCGGCUAUAUUGGUAAACUCUACAAAUCAGCCCAUCUUCCUCUUCUGGCUCGCUUCCUCUUCAUCUUUUACCAGGAAAUGCCCUGUGACUGGUUGAUGACUCACUUCCGAGAGGUGAUGACUCAAAAGGAGACCAUCCUUUUCAAACCCUCGCUGUUUCAACACAUGGGAACUUUCUCCUCAUUUCAAGGCACAUACAAUAAGCUGAAAGACAAGGAUUUUGAGGAGGAUGUCUAUACCAAUCCUUCAGCUGAAGUUUACUCUGACAUGUCCACCUAUCAGAAGCACUUCCCCAAGCUGGCCUGGGAUGCUGGCGAAGGAUUCUUCUGGGGCCGCACCCCAGAAAAAGGAAAUUGCCUGACUGUAGUGUUUACUGAACCUACUGUGGUGACAGGGAUAUUUGUAGAAACAGGUUCAGGAGGCAAAGACAUCCUGGAGUCAGGUGAGGUGGAGAUGGGUCACAAUGUGGUGGCCACAGACAAAGAGAAGAGUUGUACAGAGUUUGAGUCAGUGGGAACAUUUGAGAAUGGAAAGUUUAAAAUGCAGGAGAUGGAUAAAAAGUACAGCUCAGCCUCUUCGUGUCUGAAGAUAAAGGUCACAGCUACUCAGAAGGACUGGUUGAUCAUUACGAAAAUCAGAAUCACCACAAAGCUGACUGUACCUCAUCAAUAGACAUAGAUGUUAGUUCUUCCUGGCAGAUUAAAAACUAUUUUGAUCAAAAUCUGACAAACUGAACUUGGGACUUGUGUGCCUUGUUAAAAUGUUUUAUUUAUCAAACAUCAACUAAGUGCUCUAAGCAAAUUGUCACUUUGAAGCAAGUUUGACCAAACUUUGUGAUGACAUGUUGUCUCUUCACAGAAUCAAAGAGCUAUAAGCAGACAACCAACUCCAUGUGUUGUAUGUAUGUAUGUAUUGUUAAUGCAUUUGGGUAAUUGCAUUGUGUGUGAAACUGCACUCAUCAUUAACUCAUUGUUUUAAAAUGAAGACGAGAGAAAACCCAUGUGCUUAUUAUGAAACCUAUUGACUGUAGGUUGAAACCUACGGUCAAUAUGUAGUCAAUGCUUGUGAUGGCUAGCUGACAUAUUACUUGUUUGUCUCCCCUCACCAGUAUCAGGCUUGCUAUGGCCUUUCGCACCAGCAGCCUAAUUCAAACCUCAGGCCAGAUCUAUAAAUAGUGUACAUCUGUCACAUGUUACAACAACUACACAGUUGUUGAGACGGGACAGACGCCGGGUCCCAUUUGCAGUCUGAUCUUUCUGUCUGUCUUUCUUUUUUUUUUCUUUUUUUUUUUUUUUAAAUAGGAAUUUUUGCUUUCUUAAAUACCUCAGCUCCUUUUUCCAAUAAGUACAUAUGUUUUUAUUUAAUUCUGCGGGGUGCACUAUAAAGGGUAAUGGGUUAACAAGGUAUGUUGAGUUUUCAAUAUCACAAAAGCAGUACACUGGGUUCUUUCUGUUGGCUCACAGGAUUAAAAGUCUGGGUUCAAAUGUGCCAACUGAAAGUUUUAUUUGGAGUUUAUAUGUUCUCCUUGUGUCUGUGUAGGUUCUCUUUGGGCACCGUAGCUUCUUCCUACAGUCCAAAGACAUGCACGUUAGGUUAACUUUUGGUUGUAAAUUUUCUGCAGGUGUGAAUGUGAGCAUGAGUCAUUGACCAUUUUUCUGUUGGUCUUGUGAUGGACUGGUAACCAGCUCAGGUGACUCUUGGCUUCAGGCUCCCAUGCCCAAAUCUAAAUCUGAUAAACAGUUAAGAGGAUGAAUGGAUCCCUUGACUAGAUUAAAUUUAUAUUGCACAUCUAACUUGCUUCAGACCAGUUUACACUCUUUUGCAUUAAACUGGGCUGAUAAAAGCAUGCCAAAGUAUCCUUGGGUAAGAUACUGAAUCCUGAUGUAUUCAUUUGAUUGUGAGUGGGUGUGAAUGUUACAUAGAAAGCGGUUGAACACUGAUGUAUAAAUGGGUAAAUGAGACAUCUUGUAUAAAGUGCUCGAGUAGAUAAAUGCUACAUAAGAACUAGUCUAUUUACCUUUCCUGCAUGCAGAGUUAGCCACUGUGGCAACCUGUUGUGAAUAACAGAGCAGACAAAAGUAGCUAUUUCUCUCUGAGAGAAAGUGUCCAUCCAUUAGCCACCUGUUGAACAGCAUGUUUUUAACACAGCCCAACAAAGAUAUGCACUGAAGACACAAAGGUAUGUCUUUCCACUGAAACUUGCAUUCAUUCAGCUAAUUAGACAAAUCUGUUCCACUUUUAGAAUAUAUAACGGAUAAUAAUCAGUGAGAUUAAUUUCACUUUAAUUUGGCUAAAAACUAAAUUUCUGCAUCUACUUCUUCGUAGGGCAGUAAUUAAAGUUUAUAGUGUAAAAAGUAGAUUAAAAAUAUUCUGUGAGAAUGCCCCUCUUGCCUUUUUUUUUUUUUUUUU
Molecule: messenger RNA, 3659 nt
Organism: Haplochromis burtoni (Burton's mouthbrooder)
Lineage: Eukaryota; Metazoa; Chordata; Actinopteri; Cichliformes; Cichlidae
Product: alpha-1,3-mannosyl-glycoprotein 4-beta-N-acetylglucosaminyltransferase C
Exons: 5
Coding region: 525-1922 (465 amino acids)
Biological process (GO): protein N-linked glycosylation
Molecular function (GO): acetylglucosaminyltransferase activity
Source: RefSeq, a predicted model, not a curated record